AUGUUCCUUCGUCCAAACCCCGAAAAGGGCCAGUUGAUGCUAAGCAAGGGCAUCCUGGUGGAUGAGGCUUUCACGUUCUGUUUCGCCGGAACGGAUACCACCAGCUAUGCCCUGAGUAUGGGGUCAUACUACCUCAUGUCAAAACCCGCGAAGCUCCAGAAAAUGCGCGAGGAGCUCCAGACGGUGCCAACGAAUGGGGAUGGGCUUCUGGAGUACAAUGACAUCCGCAACCUCCCGUACUUGUCAGCGACGAUCAAGGAAAUCCUGAGGCUCGCUUGCCCUGUUCCUGGUAUCACGCCCCGCGUGGUCCCGGCUGAGGGUAUGACAACGAUCGUAUCACUUUCCAUGCGGAUGGUACACUUCAAUGAGUCGAUCUACUACGAGCCCUACAAGUUCAUACCUGAACGCUGGCUUGGCGACCAGGGCAAGGAGCUGGAUAAAUGGUUCGUGACCUUCAGCAAGGGCCCACGGAUGUGUCUCGGUCUCAACAUGAGCUACCUUGAGACCUAUCUCUGUCUAGCCAACUUCUUUAACAAUUUCAACUUUGAGCUCUACGAGACGAACGAGGACACCGCGAUGUGGGUUGACAUGGUGGCAGCCGCCAAGUCAAGGCAACACAUCAAGGCCAUGGUCACCGGUCCAAGGUAA
Anthostomella pinea is the source of this 648-nucleotide messenger RNA. The record is from the annotation of a GenBank genome assembly. Lineage: Eukaryota; Fungi; Ascomycota; Sordariomycetes; Xylariales; Xylariaceae.